UUAAAUGAUGUUUUUAGUGUGGAAAAGGCAAGUUGGCAUGAAUGCAACAGAUCUUAUAAACUGAUGUCUUGCUGGAAAUGAAAUAGUUCAUAAACACACACAUCAAUAACUUAUUUGAAUGAUAGUAACUGUAAAUACAUUCACUUGAACUAGGGGAUUAUAACUGCUAUUGGACUCAAUAGCUGGGAAAUAUGCUAAAAUUGUCAGUACGACAAACCAUCAAAAUGUGACAUGUGCAAUAUGUGAUCACAUUAACAAUAUUGUUGGUGCUACAGUAGUGUGAGAGUGUGGAUGUGCCAUUUCCUUUAUGCUUUUGAGCAAGCCUUAGCUGCAGGUUUCUCCUUCAAAAUGCAAGUGAGAAGUUGGCAAAUCAUAUCUUAGCACCUGAAGCUGAAGGUGGUGGAAUUGAUCAGAAAUAAGGGCUGACCACUAGAUCUCAUCCCUUUCAAAAAUCAUGCCUUUAUCAUCUGGCGAGGCGCCGGAAUCCUCUUGUCAUCACGCCCCCUACAGCAGAAAACAGAAAUCUCUCGGUCUCCUUUGCUCUAAUUUCUUGAGCUUUUACGAUAGAGGCGGUGUUGAAAUCAUUGGGCUCGAUGAUGCUGCCUCUAAAUUAGGCGUUGAGAGACGGCGGAUCUAUGACGUUGUCAAUGUUUUAGAGAGCGUUGGGGUUCUUGCAAGAAAAGCAAAGAAUAAGUAUACAUGGAAAGGAUUUGCGGCAAUCCCUAAAGCCCUUCAGGAGUUGAAGGAAGACGGUUUAAGGGAGAAUUUAAGCAGUUUUGGUAAGCAGCAGAGCAGCAAUUGUGAGAAAGUGUCGGAUUAUGAAAAUGAUUAUGAAGAUGAGUGUGAUUCCAAUCCUAACACAGGAAGCCAGAAUGAUAAUUCCAUUCCCAGUGGCAUUGUCAAAUCAACGGCAGCACCGAGAUAUGAUAAUAGAAAAGAAAAAUCUCUGGGACUUCUCACACGGAAUUUUGUCAAGCUCUUUGUUUGCUCUAAAGCAGAUCUAAUCUCCCUUGAUGAAGCUGCAAAACUAUUGUUCGGGGAUGCUCACAAUUUGUCAAUAAUGAGAACAAAAGUAAGACGGCUCUAUGACAUUGCAAAUGUGUUGUCUUCCUUGGAACUUAUUGAAAAGACUCAUACAGCAGAAGCCAGGAAACCAGCAUUCAAGUGGUUGGGUUGGAGAGGAAAACCUGAGAGUGGAUCUGGUGAUGCUUUGACCGAGUCAAGGAAAAGAAAAUUUGGAGCUGAUGUUACUAAUAUUUGUUUCAAAAGAAGUCAAGUAGAUUCUUCAGCUGAUGGAGAUAGAAACGACAAUUUAAAAUUGCCAAACCAAAUAAAAGUUGAGAAUGUAGUAACAAUGGCUGAUAGAAGCACUUCGGGUCAGGAUUCCUCAAAGAGUUACCACUUUGGCCCUUUUGCUCCUGUUACAGUGGCCAAAGUUGGUGGUUCUGAUAAUAAAGUGACUCAAACUCAUGACUGGGAUAGUCUUGAGUCUACUUACCGUCCUCGAUAUCACAACGAAGCCUUGAGAGAACUUUUUGCUCAUUACAUGGAAGCAUGGAAAUCAUGGUGCACUGAAGUGCUGGCAAGAAAGCAAUACAAGUCUUCUGAUGCUUCACCUCUCUGCAUUUUAAUGGACUCCAAAUGAUUUGGACAGCUUCGUAAUCCCUUUUACUCUUUUAAGUACUUCCAAGUUCAACGGGGAAAAGGAAGAGAUGAGGUCUAAGGUUGGAUCCAAAUGCUCUAUUCCCAAACUGAUUUACGCCUAUUCUCCGGAUAUUUUAUUUGAAUGUUCGGAUUUUACACAUUUCCUGUGUGCAG
Manihot esculenta (cassava) is the source of this 1818-nucleotide messenger RNA. RefSeq names its product E2F transcription factor-like E2FE. Gene Ontology annotation, cellular component: RNA polymerase II transcription regulator complex. Gene Ontology annotation, molecular function: DNA-binding transcription factor activity, RNA polymerase II-specific; RNA polymerase II cis-regulatory region sequence-specific DNA binding. The transcript has 12 exons. NCBI's taxonomy places the organism in Eukaryota, Viridiplantae, Streptophyta, Magnoliopsida, Malpighiales, Euphorbiaceae. Bases 455 to 1645 code for a protein of 396 amino acids. The record is from RefSeq and is a predicted model, not a curated record. Gene Ontology annotation, biological process: regulation of transcription by RNA polymerase II.